Messenger RNA from Trichoderma virens Gv29-8, 807 nucleotides. RefSeq lists its product as uncharacterized. The transcript is spliced from 2 exons. The coding region runs from base 1 to 807 and encodes 268 amino acids. The record is from RefSeq and is a predicted model, not a curated record. Lineage: Eukaryota; Fungi; Ascomycota; Sordariomycetes; Hypocreales; Hypocreaceae.
AUGCCGCGAUCAUCUUCCGGAGAACCAACCAAGCCGUCCAAGCGAAAGGGCACCAGAAGUGUUUCGACCCUGACGCCCUCACAACUGGCACGCAAGCGAGCCAACGAUCGUGAGGCUCAGAGAGCCAUCAGAGCCAGGACCAAGGAGCACAUUGAGCGUCUGGAACGUGAACUGGCCGAGCUCAAGGGCGUCCAGAGCCGCGACAGAAAGGUGCAGGAGCUCCUCCGUCGGAACAAGUUCCUCGAACAGGAGAUUGCCCGGCUCCGGGAACACAUGGGCUACACCGCCACGGACUCGUCCUAUUCCUCGAAUUCCGCAGGUACGCCAGGUACCAUGCCCAACAACGCUCAUGACCUUUACUUUGGACCGCUAACCCCAGGUCCAUCAGUCUACGACGACAAUCUCAGCUCGGGCAGCGGUGCUGUGCCGAGUCCGAGGGUGUCGCCUCUACCAUCCAGUGAUUUCAACCAAAUCACAGACUAUGCACAGCAGUCGUAUGGUCACAUUGCAGGCGCUGGCGGCGAGGCGUGGCCAGCAUCCGUUGCGCCAAACCCCGUCCUCGGCAACAUCCCCAGCCCCUCAUCUCCCGCCCAUGGCGAGGAGUACAGCGCGGCAUACAUUCCCACAAGUGUCCCCUCGAUGAUUCCGGCCACUCUCAAGGACAUCAAGCAGGACUACGACGAGAUGGACCACGGCAGUAUGUAUUAUCCUUAUCCCUUUCGCCACGCAUUGAGGGGCACAUGGGCUGACUUGAAUUGCUUCUCUCCCUCCAGGUGGGCUCAGGCUCAACACCUCAACUCUGCAUAA